This is a messenger RNA of Vanessa atalanta (red admiral), 1179 nucleotides long. RefSeq lists its product as uncharacterized. The record is from RefSeq and is a predicted model, not a curated record. Lineage: Eukaryota; Metazoa; Arthropoda; Insecta; Lepidoptera; Nymphalidae. The coding region runs from base 486 to 914 and encodes 142 amino acids. The transcript is spliced from 3 exons.
AUAGAUAUAUAUUAUGGAUCGCAUCUUAUCCGCAAGAUAUCCGUCAUAUUAAUCGGAAGUACAUAUUAAGUUAAGUUUCUUAUACUACGAAAAUAUUUUAAUCGAACAUAAAAUCGCACCUCCUUAUUCCUAUAUAGCGAGUUGAUGAUGAGUUUCAUCAUACGGUUGACUUCAGUCUUGAAAGUGAAAUUCUGUGCACGGUCGCGUAUCUCGCGCAUUUGCGCCACACUCAGCUCGUCCGGCGAGAUGGCUUCCUCCUCGCGCAGCAGCGCCUCCGCGUCUGUCAUCGGAAAUAAGUUAAGGCGUUAUGUUGGCAAUGUCACUACGCGCGAACCCCACCGAAGCUAGAAACAUUUCGUUGCCACGACCGACUCGGCAGCGACAUCGAUCAAACGGCACAUCACAUCGCACUCCGAACGGAGGCACUCGACGUCGACUACUAAUUCUACUCGGUAUUUUAUAGCGUCGAGCCGACGGCUACGUCAAUGGAGCACAGCGAGCGCGGAGAGGCAGAGAGGGCCCCGACUCACGCGGACUCGAGUGCUCCCUUACACGCGAAAUCGUUCAAGCUGCGGUUCGCGUCCCAGCGGGAGCUCGGGCGCUCCUACGUGUCCGCAGUGAAGCCGCUGAGACUACCGGCGGUGGUGCGGGCCAAGUUCUACCGGCGCGAGCCCGCGGGCGAGGUGGACGAGAGCCGCGCGCGCGCCGCGCUGGCCCGCGUGCGCGACAUGUUCGGCCGCGGCCCGCGGGACAAGUACUCCGAGCCCGUCACCACUUCCGACGAGUACGGCUGGUGGUGGCAGUGGGCGCGCCCGCAGCCCGACCGCCGCCUGCGGCACCACAUCCAGGACUCGGCGUGGCUCAAGGAGCGCUUGCGAGUGCUCGCCGCCGACGCCGGCAUUAAGCGACGUUAGCUCGGUUGCUUGCUUUACAUUUUGGUUGUAACUCAUUUUCAUUUUUAUUUGAUGAAAUUGUGUCUGGACUUAUUGCAGAUUAUAUUAAUAUUAUUUACAGGUGUACCCAAAAUAGCUGUAAAGAGUGUAGUAAAACCUCUCCUCACUUCAUUAUAAUGAGAAAUAACACAAUUUGUUUGACAAAAACACCGACUUCAUUUUUAAUUUUAUGUAAGCAUAAAUAAAAAAAAUAAUGUUAUUUUGAAGACUAUUGUACAGUGAUGUC